Molecule: messenger RNA, 465 nt
Organism: Gilbertella persicaria
Lineage: Eukaryota; Fungi; Mucoromycota; Mucoromycetes; Mucorales; Choanephoraceae
Exons: 2
Coding region: 1-465 (154 amino acids)
Source: RefSeq, a predicted model, not a curated record
AUGAAGAUGAUAAAGCAUACUUUUCAGAAAUUUAUGGACUAUGUAAAGAAAAGAUUUCAACCAGACCAUCCAUUUGCGAAUGAUGCAUUGUUUGAACACACUCGAUAUAAAAGACAACGAUACCAAAGACAUAGACACACUCAAAGUAACCCAUUACCAGACAGUCGACAUCUAUCGAGUUGUAUGACAGUUCAUUCAGAGAACUUGACAGCAAAAGAGUUUGCAGAUAUAGCAGGCAUUAAGAUAGUAGAAGACAUGGAUAGUGAUGUACCUUCUUUAAUGAUCAGUACGAGUUCGAUACUCCUGAAUGAUAGUACAAUUCAUCAAAGUGAUAUUUGGGAUGAUUGUUUUUGGCAGAAACCAGGCUAUAAACAAGAUACACAGAGUACAUGGAUAAAAAAAGGACGGUUUGAGAUACCUUUUGAUCAUCCUGUAUCAUUGUUAGAGACAACAACUGAGUUGUAA